Messenger RNA from Mycena citricolor, 3195 nucleotides. Lineage: Eukaryota; Fungi; Basidiomycota; Agaricomycetes; Agaricales; Mycenaceae. The record is from the annotation of a GenBank genome assembly.
UUUCAACACCCACCCCACCCAAAAAUGACUUCCGAACCGCGCGAACUCCUGCGGCAAUUAUUCCAGGCAACUGAGUCCCUCAGGAAACAGACUAUUCCUGAGGCCGAGCUGCAGCCUCAUCUAGUAACAGAUGCGGAGAAAGCCUCCCUCAGUGGGAAGCGACACAAAAUCCCCUCGGCCCCCUCCAUUGAAGCACGACUAUCUAGCCUUGAUUUGGGCGCCGCUCUCAUCGACAAAUUAUCUGCACAAUACCAAACCCAUUGCGAACAACUGCGCCAAAAAUCUCAGAGAAUACUCGAUCGUGCUUGCGACGACAUGGUUGUGCUACCACGACAAGAGACACUGGUUCCUCUGUCGAAAGUCCUUUCAAGACUUGCCGAGGCACAUACCACCGCCUAUGCCAAGGCAGUUAAAGGCGCAGAGGAGACCGUCUGCACCGUCCUCGCCCCGAUGCUCAAAGAGAGAUGCCUUCAAACGCGGAGCCAGUCCUCACAACAGACGUCUCCGCGUUCACUACCUCAGGACCGCAGAGUGUCGCCCAAAUUCAACUACGAAUUCACGCCCUAUCUACAGCAAUACUUUGCCCACAACGCCUUUCCCUCGCCUGCCGAGCGCGCGGAAAUGGCGCGCAAGUCCGGAAUGGAGGCGCGGCAGAUUGAAGUCUGGUUCCAGAACCACCGCCGACGGGCGAGACAAGAAGGACAGACGCUGCGGCGGGUGCAACCGUCGUCUCGGGGGCUGUCGCCGACUGAGCUCGAUGAGAAGAUGGAUCCGGCGUUCGUCAUCCCGGAGGAGCGGAGGCUCGAGAUCGACGACGAAGCGGAGGAGGUCGGCACGUCGAGCGAUGAGGAGACCGACUCGUCCGUGUCGAGUCCGGCCGCUUCCCACGCAGGAAUGGAACACAAUCCGCUCGAGAUGGUAAUGCCGACGCGCGGCCUUGCCCCGCGCCGGACGUACGAAACGAUGGACGAGAUCGCCAGCUCGGGCCGCACGUGGUCGUUCGCCCCGCCGACCUGGGCAGUGCGCGCCCCCGCGCCGAAACCCAGCCCGGCGCCCAGCAUCUCCGCGCUGACAGCUGCGUUCGCGCGCCUGACGGUGUGGGACGUCGGCCGCAGUGCGGGCGCGCGGUUCUGCCUCCCCACGGCGUAUACUCCCCCACGCGCGCCGCUGCCGGCGUUCGUCCGCGCGGCGAACAAGUUUGCGCCGCACCCCGUGCAGUCGUGCGUCGCGCGGACGACAGAGUGCUGCGUUGCGGCUGCUGGACCCCGGGCGACGGGGACGGCGACGGGGACUACGAAGAGCAAGAAGAGCAAGAAGGUGUCGGGGCCGCCGCGGCGGACGCCGACGCGCAGCAGCCGUAGCGCGAGCCCCGCGUGGUCGGAGCGAUCCGAGUCGGGGUACUCCUCGUCGGCGUCGCGCACGCCGUCGCUCAGCGUGUCGCGCCGGUCGUCGUCGUCCGAUUUGUCGUCGAUGCCUGGGACACCCCCGAGCGGGCCGCUGCCACUGCCGUUUUCGGUCAGGUUUGGGGGCACGGAGAAGGCGUGAUGGGCCGGGGCUUCCGGCCGGCGUGCCUUGCUUCCCUCCCUCUGCCGAACAUCCGGCGUGCCCGUUCUCUGGGGCUGCGCGUCCGGCCUGGUCGCGAACCGAGCGGCGCGUGCUCGUUCGCUCAGUCUCACUUAUGCUUAUACCCUGUACAUACCUCACCAACACCAACACAUCAUCAUGUAUUAUGCCCUAUGUAUCCCGUACCUCUGUAGCUUAGCAACCCAUGCCCAUUUGGUGUCCCAGCCCAGACUACGUCAGGCGCGCCGCGACGCCCGGUGGCCGGAUCAGGCAGGUGGCGCUGCGGACGCACGUCGCGCGUUCUGCAGGCGCCGUGCGAGUGGACCGGCGUCAAUCGAUCUACGCGAAGCGGCCGUCGCGUAGGGCGCGCCUGCUCGGGUCGUGUGGCGGGGGCGUGCAGGCGCGUCGAUGGAGUACAUACAUCUAUCUACAUAUCUGCCACAGGUUGUUGUUGUAUGCCGCACUCAUGCGACCCGGUCAGGGGUUGUUGCACCAGUAUGUAUGUAAGAGCUGUUCGCGUCGCCGAUGGCAAGCGGGUGGGCGAGUCGCUUGCGCUUCUGUCCUGCACGUAUCCGCGAAUCAAUUGAGCACAGCGUCGGUGUCCUGGCUGCUGCACCGCCGACACCGCCGUAUCCAGGACGUGCAAUGCAUCCAUAGAACAGCACCGAUCAUCGACAAGACAGUCUUCCGGCGAAUCGCCGCUGCAGUGCCGUCGGGAUCACCGAAGACCUGUUGAUGGCUCGGUGGUGCACCGAUCUGAGCGUCCCAACGUCCCGGUCGGUUUCAUCCGGCACUUGAGCAGCGGUGGACCGCUCGCAGAACGCGGUCACUACACCCACACCACGCCAGCCGCGCCGCCGUCCCGUCCAGACAUCGCUGCCAAGGCCGAUCACGGCGCGGGACCAGGUCGCGUCAGCCAGAUCCUCCCGACAACCUCCAGCAGCCGGAAACAUCUGAGCACAACCGACCCACUGGACGACGACGGCAGCCCAACGGUCCGUGCGGAUGUCGGCUGAUCUGCGGAGGACCCACACCACAGGCGUGGUGGGUUUCGAGCUGGUCUACCGUCUCCACACGCGAGGGAGGCAAGCGGCUUCGGGUAUAUCAGCUCGAGCGCGUCGACGCGUGGCUGGGGUUCGGUUUGAUUCCGUGGAACAGGGUUUUGUAGCGCCGGUAGUAUAGGUCUCGGGUGUAGCGAUAGUUUGGAAUGGGCUGCUGCAAGUGGAAGUCCGGGCUAGAGGCGGCGAGACGGAUAUCGGAGAAGGAACGGACCGGGACCCGGGAGCCACAGCGUCCAUAGACAAAUAAUCCGAUAUCUGGGCGAACGGGGCGAUCAUCCGGCGCGCAGCAAAGACGACGUUGUCUGCUGUUGUCUCGUCUGACGCAUGUGCGAUCAGCGUUUCAAGCGCGUCUUGCAGAGUUUGGCAGCCCGUGAACCGUAUUUGCGACCGAUCCAAGAGUGAAUGGGUCGGGUCACAUCCCGUUGCAAGUCGGACCGGCAUCGGCAUAGUGAGCACAGAAACAUAAUCCAGAUACGUCUGGUGCGUAUCCCCCUGCCGUGCUUUCUCCGCUCCGGUUUCGGCGCGGACAUCACUGGCGGUGCUGCUGCUGCUGCCUGUCUGUGCGAGGGCC